AUGGCACACUCAGCCAGUGAGAUUACCCCAAUAAAUGACCAACAUUCACUACUUUCUCAAACUGUAAAAGAUGAGAUAGAUGAAGGGAGGAAAGCAGAUCAUCAGGAUCCAAAUGUAGUGGUAUCUAUAAAUCAAAGAUAUGAUGAAAUAUUUAAGGAUUUGGACAACAAUACAUGCAUCAAAUCUGCGACCAUAUUCAAAGUAAAUGUGGGGCUACGGAAAUCAAAUGAAAAUGCUUAUACGCCAAUGCUGAUCUCCAUUGGCCCUUACCACAAGAAAAAUUCUCAACUUGACUCCAUGAAAAAGUACAAAUUGUUGUACCUACGACGGUAUCUCCAAAGGAAAAAUGGGCUUAAUGUGGAAAGUUGCAUUAGUGAAUUGGAGAAAAUAAAAAAUGUAGCACUAAAGUGCUAUAACGACGACCUUGACACUGAUAUUGUUAAAGAAUUUUCAGAAAUGUUGUUGCUUGAUGGUUGUUUUGUGGUUGAAUUUAUUCGAGAGUGCGGUGGAGAAGAGGAAAAAGAAGACAUCAUCAAAUUGGAAUGGAUGAAGAAUCAAGUAUGUCAAGAUAUGGUGUUACUAGAAAACCAACUCCCUUUCUUUGAGCUCGUCAUACUUUAUCACAUGACAAUGCAUCCUAAUGAAGAGAACGUCUUGUAUAUGGUGAGACGCACCUUUCUUGAUACUUUUCCAAAGGUGAAAGGUAUACCCAAAUCAGAAAUUCAAGGUAUAACAGAACGAUUCGACCAUUUACUUGAUGUGCUACACAUGUUUUGUCGCCCAUCAGGUGAGAAAGAUGAACAAAACAUGGAUGCUAACUCGCAAAACCAGUGUUGCAAGAUAAGUUUCUGUGGCAACAUGCGUUUGCAAUUAUCAAAAGAAAUCCCUGAAUCUCUUGAUUUUUGGCAAUGCUAUCAUAUUCCAACUGCAAAAGAGCUUUUUGACUCUGGGGUUAGCUUCUUAAAAAUAGGAUUUGUGGAAGAAAAUGACGAGGAUAAAACAUCAUUAUUCGAUAUCACAUUUGAGAAGGGAUUAAUGAAAAUCCCGUGUUUCGCGAUUGAGGAUACUAUGGAAACCUUCCUUAGAAAUAUGAUAGCUUUUGAGCAACAUACUUCAAAAGAACUAUAUCCUUAUUUCUCGAAUUAUGCACAUUUAAUGACUCAACUUAUUGGAUCACAUAGAGAUAAACUUUCAGAUGGGGUGGAUGUGGCAAUCGAAAAGUUUUAUUACAUAGAAGAAUGCAGCAAAUUGACUCAACAUUGUGAAAAGCCAUGGAAUCAAAUGAAGGCAAGUUUGAGGCACAACUAUUUUCAGAGUCCUUGGGCAGGAGCUUCAACUGUGGCAGCUAUUACACUUCUUGUGCUCACAGUUAUACAGACUGUUCUGGCUUUUACCGGUUAUGUUAAUAAGUAA
Molecule: messenger RNA, 1413 nt
Organism: Solanum stenotomum
Lineage: Eukaryota; Viridiplantae; Streptophyta; Magnoliopsida; Solanales; Solanaceae
Product: UPF0481 protein At3g47200-like
Exons: 3
Coding region: 1-1413 (470 amino acids)
Source: RefSeq, a predicted model, not a curated record